Oncorhynchus tshawytscha (Chinook salmon) is the source of this 1376-nucleotide messenger RNA. Its product is annotated as protein TsetseEP-like. Bases 1 to 1065 code for a protein of 354 amino acids. NCBI's taxonomy places the organism in Eukaryota, Metazoa, Chordata, Actinopteri, Salmoniformes, Salmonidae. The transcript has 3 exons. The record is from RefSeq and is a predicted model, not a curated record.
AUGAACCAGCAGAAGCCUGAGCCAGUAGAGCCUGAACCUGCAGAGCUUGAGCCAGCAGGACCUGAAGAACCUGAACCAGGAGAACCUGAACCAGCAGAGUCUGUACCAGUAGAUUCUGAACCUUCAGGGGAGCCUGAACCAGCAGAGCAUGAGCCAGUAGAAGAGGAUGAACCAGCAGAGCCUGAACUCGCAGAACCUGAACCAGCAGAGCCUGAGCCAGUAGAGUCUGAGCCCGCAGAGCCUGAACCAGUAGAGCCUGAACCAGCAGAGCCUGAGCCAGUAGAGCCUGAACCAGCAGAGCCUGAACUCGCAGAACCUGAACCAGCAGAGCCUGAGCCAGUAGAGUCUGAGCCAGUAGAGCCUGAACCUGCAGAGCUUGGACCAGCAGAGCCUGAAGCAGCAGAGCUGAAGAACCUGAACAAAGAGAGCCUGAACCAGCAGAGCCUGAAGCCUGAGCCAGUAGAGCCUGAACCAGCAGAGCCUGAGCCUGCAGAGCCUGAACCUGUAGAGCCUGGACCAGCAGAGCCUGAACCAGGAGAGCCUGAACCAGCAGAGCCUGAGCCAGUAGAGCCUGAACCAGCAGAGCCUGAGCCUGCAGAGCCUGAACCUGUAGAGCUUGAACUAGCAGAACCACAACCAGCAGAGCAUGAAGAACCUGAACCAGCAGAGCCCGAACCAGCAGAGCCUGAACCCGCAGAACCUGAACCCGCAGAACCUGAACCAGUACAGCCUGAACCAGCAGAGCCUGAGCCAGCAGAGCCUGAGCCACCAGAGCCUGAACCUUCAGAGCUUGGACUAGCAGAACCACAACCAGCAGAGCAUGAAGAACCUGAACCAGCAGAGCCUGAAUCAGUAGAGCCUGCACCUGCAGAUUCUGAACCAGUAAAGACUGAACCAGCAGAACCUGAGCCUAAUGCCGCAUUGCCUGAACCGGCAGAGCCUGAUCCAGUAGCACCUGAACCAAUAGAGCCUGGGGAGCCUGAACCUCCACGGGAGCCUGAACAACCAAAGGAAAAACCUAGGAAGAAGAAGAAAUGUCAUAAGAAACAUAAGACUAACAUAUAAGUAUUAACAUACAAUUCAGUUAUUGUCCAAUGAAACUCAGACCUGUGCCCAAACCCCCCCAAAAUAUAUACAAUGUAAAAUCUUCCAAACAUGUAUUUGUCCAGACUUCCAUUGUGUUCUGAGGCCAUGGUAAGAGGCAGCUAAAUAGACUGUAGUUGAUGUGUUGUGAGAUGAGAGUUCCACUCUUCUAAUACAGUUUGAAACAAUAUACAGCAGAGGUGUCAAACUCAUUCCACAGAGGGCCUAGAGUCUGCAGGUUAGACAACCAGUGGAGGGGAGUUCCUUACUAAUUAUUGACCUUAUUUUAUCAA